This is a messenger RNA of Kockovaella imperatae, 1999 nucleotides long. Its product is annotated as major facilitator superfamily domain-containing protein. The record is from RefSeq and is a predicted model, not a curated record. The transcript has 10 exons. Gene Ontology annotation, molecular function: transmembrane transporter activity. Gene Ontology annotation, biological process: transmembrane transport. The coding region runs from base 248 to 1885 and encodes 545 amino acids. Lineage: Eukaryota; Fungi; Basidiomycota; Tremellomycetes; Tremellales; Cuniculitremaceae.
CGGACGCGUCUCAAAGGAUUCUGGCGAUGACGCGCCUAGAACAACAAUAGGCGCAGGUCUUCAGCUCAAAUGUGCCGGUCGGAGCCGAGCCUGAACCUCCACUUCUUCCGAAAUCUUUGGAACAUGCCUGAUUGUAUCGUCCGAGUCAGGUCUAUCGGUACAUCACUAGGCUCAUCGUGUCUGUCAAGACAGCCUGCCGGUGUGACAAACAUCGGCAUCCAAAAACAUCUUGGCUCCUGUUGGCAGCAUGUCAACCCUAGCAAGAACGAGACUCGUGGAGCAGCCCCAAAGUUCACCUCCACCCACCACUGCCAACUUAACCCCAUCCGGCGCAGAAGAGGAUAAGGACGAGACGGUCGCACUUCGUGAUAGUCCUGAUCGACUGCAGCGAGACAGAGCACCUCUGUCCAGAAGACUACGUAGUGCCUUGCUUGUGGCUUCACCGUCUUCACCAAGGACGACGGUUCGCAAGAAGGAUUUUGGAUUCUUGCCCAUACCUAGGAAUCGACGGCAUGAGCCUGGAAUGAAGCCAGAGGAGCAGUUUGUCUUCACUUGGCGACUGAACUUAUUAUUUGCCGGCAGUGCGACUGUCUCCGUCAUGAAUCUGUACUAUAUCCAGCCGAUGCUCGUGAAAAUCGCACGCGAUUUUGGUGUUGACAAUGACGUUGUCUCAAAUGUUCCGACUCUCUCGCAAGGCGGCUAUGGCUGCGGUAUCUUGUUCAUCUCUACGCUCGGCGAUCUCGUUCGAAGGCGGCAAUUGGUCUUGCUCUUGAUGUUCCUCACGACGACUCUGUCAAUAGGCUUGGCGUUGUCGACGAAUGUGCACAUGUUGGAAGGUCUCAGCUUUAUGGUUGGCAUGUUGACUGUCACCCCUCAAUUGUGUAUACCUUGGACAGCAGAUCUCGCCCCUUCAAACCGACGUGCUCGAGCCAUGAGCAUCACUUUCUCAGGUCUCAUCACUGGACUGGUCCUGGGACGAGUGCUCGCCGGAGUGAUCUCGGAUUUCGCUUCCUGGCGGGAUGUAUACUGGAUGGCUGUCGGGCUGCAGGGACUCACGACUCUGAUUUUGUGGCUGGGCCUCCCAGAUACCCCUGACAAGAAUAUCGGCAUGACAUAUCUAGGAGUGUUAGUGUCGAUGGCUAAAUAUCUCGUUACGUACCCUACUCUCACACAGGCUUGCCUCAUGGCAAUGUGUUCAAGCGCUGUUUUUGCCGGCUUCUGGGUUGACUUGACAUUUCUCCUGACGGCAGAGCCGUACCAUUACUCAUCCUUGACCAUCGGACUAUUGGGACUUCUCGGUCUCUUUGGCGCGCUUCUGGCUCCACAAUGGGGUCGACUGGUGGACAAGAUUGUACCUUGGCUCGCCCAAUUCCUAGGACUUUUGACCAAUCUGAUUGCCAUGUCCGUCGCCCUCGGUGCUGCAGACCGGAGCGUCGGGGCAGUCUGUGUCGCCAUCAUCUUGUACGACUGUGGACAACAGCUUUUCCAAGUCGCGAGCUCUUAUCGCAUAGCUGGGAUUGAUCCACAAGCUCGUGCUCGUCUCAAUGGGUGUUAUCUCCUUUUCGUCUUCAUAGGCCAGACAUCUGGUACGGCAAUUCUCACCAAAAUCUACAACAGGCACGGGUGGAGACCUACGGGCGCAACGACUGUAGCCUUCGUAGGAGCCGGGAUCAUUCUGCUCUUCUUUCGUGGGCCCUACGAGACUCGAUGGAUCGGCUGGAGAGGAGGCUAUAAGAAGCUAUGGAAGAAAGCCAAGUUGACGGAUCUGUCACCCAAUGCGAUUACGGAGAUCGUCCAUGAGAAGAAGCGAGAUCGGAGACCAGAUGAGGAAGUGGUCAUGGGGAACGUGGCAUCGGCUGCUGAGAGUACAACUUUGAGAGGAUGAAGGCGCUUGACGCCAUCAAUUAGAUUCGGAAAGACAUCCCACUACGCAUUAUCUCCACACUAGUUCUGAUUGUGUUGUUGCAUCUCUACAUACCACAUGCAUCUGACCCUGGCC